AUGCCUCCUAAGAUUGAUCCAACUGCUGUAACCAUUGUGUACUUGCGUGUGACUGGUGGUGAAGUUGCUGCAACUUCGGCUCUCGCCCCCAAGUUAGGUCCCCUUGGGCUUCCACCCAAGAAAGUCGCUGAUGAUAUCGCUAAGGAGACAGCCGAUAUGAAGGGCCUUCGUUUGACUGUCAAAUUGACCAUUCAGAACCGUCAAGCCACGGUUUCCUUCGUGCCAACUACUUCUUCUUUGUUGAUCAAGGCACUUAAAGAGCCCGUUCGUGACAGGAAGAAAGUCAAGAACAUUAAGCACAAUGGCAGUAUUACCUUCUUGGAUGUUCUCGAGGUUGCACGAGUUAUGCGUCCCCGAUCACUCGCAGUUGAACUCUCGGGAACUGUAAAAGAGGUCUUGGGUACCGCGCGUUCUAUCGGGUGCAUGAUUGAUGGUGAAGCUCCUCAAACUAUAAUUGAAAAAAUAAACCGAGGAGAAAUUUCCGUCCCUGCUGCGUAA
Messenger RNA from Rodentolepis nana, 498 nucleotides. NCBI's taxonomy places the organism in Eukaryota, Metazoa, Platyhelminthes, Cestoda, Cyclophyllidea, Hymenolepididae. The record is from the annotation of a GenBank genome assembly.